Messenger RNA from Monopterus albus (swamp eel), 2448 nucleotides. Its product is annotated as acyl-CoA-binding domain-containing protein 5A-like. NCBI's taxonomy places the organism in Eukaryota, Metazoa, Chordata, Actinopteri, Synbranchiformes, Synbranchidae. The record is from RefSeq and is a predicted model, not a curated record. Gene Ontology annotation, cellular component: peroxisome; cytoplasm. The transcript is spliced from 14 exons. Bases 114 to 1670 code for a protein of 518 amino acids. Gene Ontology annotation, molecular function: fatty-acyl-CoA binding. Gene Ontology annotation, biological process: fatty acid metabolic process; pexophagy.
UCGCAGCUACGUCAUCAACGACGAGCGCUGAUUAGCUGAGCGGCCGAGGGAGAAGCGAAGCGGACCAAUCACAGAUGUGAGGACUCUUUCAUGACAUCCUCUCUGCACUCGGCAUGGCGCAGGACGGGGACAAACACGGCCUGGAGGAGAAAUUUGCUGCUGCAGUUAAAGUGAUGCAGAGUUUACCAGAAGAAGGUCCUUUCCAGCCAUCUGAUAACAUGAAGCUUAUGUUCUAUAGUUACUAUAAGCAGGCCACCUCAGGGCCCUGCAACAUCUCCAGACCAUCUGGCUUCUGGGACACUUGUGGAAAAGCUAAAUGGGAUGCCUGGAGAUCUUUAGGAAAUAUGACAAAGGAGGAUGCCAUGAAGAAUUACAUUGAGAACAUUCAACUGAUUCUGGAGGCAAUCCCAAUCUCAGAUGAAGUGUCGGACCUGGUGCAGAAGCUUGGUGACUUCUACACAGAAGUAGACGGAGGAGGUGAAGAAGCUGAAGUAGACGGAGGAGGUGAAGAAGCUGAAGAAAAUGAGGCAGACAGGAGACCCUUCACCAGGCCUUUUGCAAGCCAUGCAGAUAAACUGGCCAAACCAUUUAAGAAACUGACAAUGGAAGGCUUUGGGGAUCUGUGGGAUGAUAUACAAAACCUUCAAGAAAAAGUCAGUGAUCAUGUCAGUAGUGAGGAGGCGGAGGGAAGCAAAGAAAAUAGUGAAACUGGGAGGAAAGAGGAAAGUAGGGAUUGGAAGAGAAGUGAGGAAGAGGAUAAAGAAGAUAAUACAGAAGAUGAAGACAAGGAGGAGGAAGAAAAAGACUGGAGUCCUGACCCAAGGCUGCUGAAGGUGGAGGACAAGUGGUGGACGUCAGGCACCAGAGGAUCCAGCAGCAGCAUGGAGCUCAGCAUGUCUUCCUUCACCAACGGGACACACAGCUCCCUCAACAGCGAGGUGGAAGAGGAAGAACUGGCCUGUUCCAUAGAGCCCACUGUGCAAUGUAACCUGCACAUGCACUUUAAUGGACACCUAAGUGAUCAUAGUGAUGCUGCUCAAGAGAAAAACCACCGAUCCACAGACUCGGAUAAUGAGGAGUUCUGUGACUCAAUGGAGCAUCUCGCCAUGGAAGAGCCGGUAUCUACAUCAGGCGUUCAGUCAUGUGAAUCAGGAACUGCCUCAUUGAAGCAAAAGGAUCUUAGGUUUGUGAGCAGCACUGCCAUGAAUGGAGGAGAGGAUCAAGUGGGAGAAGGGAUUAGUACAAGCCAAAGCAACAGCUCCUUGUCUAGAAGAGGGAGAGGUCUUCCAUCACCAAGGGCUAGCUGCAGGUCUCAGCUGUGUUCCCGUGGAGAUGCUAGCCACAGUUAUGAGUCAAAGAAGAGACAUCCUGUCACUGCGUGCAGGGGAAACCUCAAUGAGCAAAUAGCUACAGCUUUGCUGAAGCUGCAGUGUGACAUGGCCAAUGUGCUGCACAGGCUGCACACCCUGGAGGCGCUCACCGUGUCACAGUCAAGAUCAUCUUCACCAAGGCAGGAGGACUCCCUAUCUACAGCACGAAAGUUCCUCAGACCAUCCUGGUGGCCAUUUGACUUCGCCCCACUCACAGUGGUGUUGACUGCACUCUGGCCAUUGAUUGCCCAUUUGCUUGUCCAGCUUUAUUUACAGCGGAAGAGAAAGAAAAUCCCCUGAAUUGUUUAACAGAACAAAGAACAUGAACCUAGGAGGAAAUCACUGCACCUUUGUUGCUUUGUGGCUUCUGUAAGUCAUCAACACAGUCUAAGGUGCCAGUAGAAAUGGAAAGGCUACCUUAGAUAAAUCAAUAGUCAGAAAGAUCAUUCAAAGGGAGCUGGCAUAGUCUAGCAUUUUAACUUCGGGGAAGCUUUUUAAUUGUCUAAGAAAGGGAGGAUUUAUUUAUAAUAAAUGCAGGCACAUUUUUUACAGUUAGUGAUUUUAUUUAUGAUGAAUUUUAUAUUAGACAACAUGUUAUUUAGAUUUCAUAGUCUAUGUUGUUUUCAUUAUUAUUUUUCAGACAAUGCUCUUUACAGGUAACUAAGAACAGUCACCUUUUAUAUUUUUUGUCUGAAAUAUGGAACUAUUUCAGUGGCAUUUCUAAUUAGAUCAAAUAGACAUUUAAGGUGAAAACAUGGUUUUUAAUGUGCAAACUGUAUAUUCAUAGCAAUAUUAUUGAUAAAAAUUUUGCAGAAUGAGUGUGAUUUAGAAUACAGACAAUCCAUAUAUAUCAAUAUAUAAUCAUUCUUGCUUCUUGUCAUCUGUACAGCGAAAAAGAACGUUCAGAUUAGGGACGCUUACAGUACUUUCAGAUACACAAUUGUAAAACAUCAGUUUGUGAAGCCCAUUUUAUCAUGCAAUAAAUACAGUCUUUGAACAUACACUUUUAUUGCAGUGGAUCUUUUGUUUUGAUGCCCAACUCAAAAUUAACAACUGGCCGCGAGUCCUUAUGAAAAGG